This is a messenger RNA of Meloidogyne enterolobii, 486 nucleotides long. Lineage: Eukaryota; Metazoa; Nematoda; Chromadorea; Rhabditida; Meloidogynidae. The record is from the annotation of a GenBank genome assembly.
AUGCCUCUCAAAAUUCCUACCAAUGAAAAAGACAAUUCACAACUCUUACAAGAACAGCAUAAAAACGAAAUAAAUAAUAAAAUGGUGCGUGAAGAAGAAGAAGAAAGUGAUACAGGAAGGGGUUUGGCUAAAUCUUUGACGUUAAUGAAUGGUGUUUCGAUGAUUGUUGGAUGUAUUAUUGGAUCGGGAAUUUUUCUGUCACCUACGGGAGUUCAAAGAGAGGCUGGAAGUGUUGGAUUGUCUCUUCUAAUAUGGAUAUUUUGCGGUUUGUUUGUUGGACUUGGCUCUUAUUGUUAUGCCGAACUUGGGACCUUAAUUAAAAAAUCUGGUGGAGAUUAUGCUUAUAUUAUGGAAGCUUUUGGACCGUUUUUGGCAUUUAUUCGAUUGUGGGUUGAGGCUAUUAUUGUUAGGUAUAUUUUAAAAAUGAUUAAAAUUAUAAGGACCCCCUAUGAGAUACACUCUUUGGCUGAAAAAUUGGGCUUAUAA